GUUCUGCAUAUAAGCUCUUCGAACGCUCUUCAGCUGCUUUCCUAUGUAGGUUGCCUAGCAAUUUGCUGUUAUAUAGGCAGGUUGCUAGGCGAUAUGACCUGUCGGUGAAGAAGUUUUAUUUGUGAACAAUAUUUCUAAGAAGGGUUAUGUCAUGUGGAUCAUAUUGUAGCUAAACUUCCUAAACAAAUUGGAGUUUAGUGUGUCUUUGAUUUAUUACCUUUAAAGUGUCAGGAUCAUGACUAUCUAUAGUAUUUAUAUAUUAUCAAAAUCUGGUGGACUCAUAUUCAAUACUGAUCAAAAUAUGCCAAAAAUAGAGCUUGAGAAGACCUUCAGCUACCCUAUACCCUACAAGCUGGUAUACGAAAACAAUCGUGUUGUUGUGUCAUUUGGUCAGAGGGAUGGCAUAAAAGUUGGCCACGCUCUCCUGGCAAUAAAUGGGAUACCUGUGACAGGAAAGCAGCUGGAUGAUGGAAGAGAUGCGUUUACAGUAUUGGAAGACCCCGAGCAGUACCCCAUCAGCCUCAAAUUCGGCUGGCCGAAACUCUCCACCAACGAGAAGAUUUUUCUGGCCAGCAUGUUCUACCCGCUGUUCGCCAUCGCCAGCCAGCUGAGCCCGGAGCCGCGCAGCUCUGGUAUCCAGGUCCUGGAGACGGCCUCCUACCAGCUACACUGCUUCCAGACCCUGACCGGAGUGAAGUUCCUGGCCGUGGUCGAUCCGCGCCAGACGGGCGUGGAGGCGCUCCUCCGCAGACUGCACGAGCUCUACGCGGACUUUGCGCUCAAGAAUCCGUUCUACUCGCUCGAGAUGCCGAUUCGAUGCGAGCUGUUUGACACUCACGUGCGUAGUGCGCUCGAGUCGGCCGAAAAACUUGGCGUGGCGAAUGUGUGAUGAAAGUGACGAGAGACGCGUGAGAUGAGGGAUGACAAAUGGACAUGAGGGGGAUUCGUGAAGUGUUGAGCGCGUGAGAGUCUUAUGCGCCAUGAUAGUGACAUUUGUGCGAAAUGUGAGAUAGCGUCUGACAGCUAUGGGAUGUAACUGUCGUGCGGCUCCUGAGAGUGUCGUGCGGCGCCUGAGAGAGUACGAUUUUGAAGCUACGUUAGUUAGGUGAAGAAAAUCAUAUAUUGCUGAGUGUGUGUGCGCACUGAUAUUCCAUUUAUUGCUUGUCACAGCGUGACUGUUGAGAACUGAAUGCCCGUGCUGACCUGACGCUGCCCUCUGCUCUCCCUCACGCCCCCACACACUGCUAACGUGUCCAGCUGUCCACUGGGUGCCUCUGUCCUGUCUGACGCUGUCUGUCUGCUCUGUCAGCGGCUGCGUGUGCGCAGUUCGCGUAUUUGUGACCCCGCACCCGCGUCUCUGCCACCCGUGUCCUAUGCUAAUGGUGUCCCGCGGACGACCAACCGACGCACUGUGGUCUUGUGUUUGUGUGUCGGUUUUUGUGUUCUGAAUAAAGCUCAGAUGGCCUUUCGGAGAA
Molecule: messenger RNA, 1475 nt
Organism: Amphibalanus amphitrite
Lineage: Eukaryota; Metazoa; Arthropoda; Thecostraca; Balanomorpha; Balanidae
Product: trafficking protein particle complex subunit 4-like
Exons: 3
Coding region: 236-889 (217 amino acids)
Biological process (GO): endoplasmic reticulum to Golgi vesicle-mediated transport
Cellular component (GO): TRAPP complex
Source: RefSeq, a predicted model, not a curated record